GCUUCGCUCGGAACCAUUUACAUUCAGCCGGGGGUUUUGAGGUGGUGGCAGCCAGGCCCUCACGUACCACGACAACCUGCUGCUCGAACACUUCUUGCGGCCGCUCCUCGAAGCAGUCACUGGAAACGGGGUCGUCUCCUCAUCGUCGAAUUUGGAAAACGAUAAUUCGUACGGUCGAGUCAGCUUCUCUUGUGCAGGGCUUCGGGAGAUUGGGUUCGAACUAUCAGGGACGAGAAUCUCAGAGCUCUUGGAAAGAAUUCUGUGGUCUCGGGAGGUGCAAUUAACAUCUGCUCUCAUGGCUCUUGCUCAAGGAGUUGCUGGUUCGGUUCGCGGGAUCGCUGGCCUGCAGAAGUCAGCUGCUGUGACUCACACGCCUGGCCCAGUGGAGAGAGUGCAGCUGAAUUUUCCAGGAAUUGGCGGAAGAGUAUCGAGGGAGCAGUGUGGAGGAAGCAGGAGCUUGCUCUCGGUGUCAUUCAGGGCUACCGAGCAGCAGAAACGAACGGUGCAAUGUAGGGCAACGGUGUACAAGGUAGAAAUGAUUCACGACGGUCAGACGGUCAUGCUGGACGUGCCGGAGGGCGAGUCAAUUUUGACGGUGGCGCUGGAAAAUGGCAUGGAUGUGCCCUAUGAUUGCAAUUUGGGCGUGUGCAUGACUUGCCCCGCCAAGCUGGAAAAGGGAUCUGUGGAUCAGUCGGGCGGUAUGCUCAGCGAUGAUGUGGUAGAACGAGGCUAUGCUCUCAUGUGCGUCGCGUACCCUGAAUCGAACUGCACCAUUCGGACGAUUCCCGAGGAGGAACUUCUGUCCCUACAGCUCGCCACUGCCAACGAUGCCUAGAGGCUUCUGAACUCUGGACUCGCCAUUUUGCCGAAGCAGCGUCGAAGCUGAGAUUAGAUAUGGAACACUGCCUCUGGAAAACCCUUAAAACUGUGGUCAUGGAGGCAAAUAUGAGUUACGAUUUCCUGUCUGUCACGGACAUAGGCAGAAGACAGAUUACUGAAGGGGAAACUAUUGUACGUAGGAGCAGAUUUUAGAGAUUAACUCUGAUAUGUGUCGAAGGUGUUGAAGAAAUCCUUCUUUUAGUUGGGUAGCUGAAUCCAAUUCUAUCACCCUGCCUCCUUUAGCUGGCAUGCUGAGCAUGAGAUAUCGGGAUACACACUACAGGAGAGACAUUCUCUCGAAUCAGGUUUCACCCACUCGAAACUAUUUUACGCCUUUUGUUGCCAACAACUUUUGUAUAAAAUGUGGUUGUUUUAUUUAUUCAGAGUACAGAUUGCA
Messenger RNA from Marchantia polymorpha subsp. ruderalis, 1276 nucleotides. The record is from the annotation of a GenBank genome assembly. NCBI's taxonomy places the organism in Eukaryota, Viridiplantae, Streptophyta, Marchantiopsida, Marchantiales, Marchantiaceae.